AUGUCAUCAGAACGUGAACUCUCGAUCAAUCGUUUACGCAAUCCGGAUCGUACCCCCGAAACAAUAAAGAAAAUAGCAAAACAAAUUGCUCGAGAUAAGAGAGCAGUUGACCCAGCGAGAAUUAAGGCCUAUCAUGUAUUAAAGCGUUAUUUCAUCAUAGAACUCAAAAUCAAAUCCAAGGAAUGGCCUAUUGAAGAUAGACAGCUGUUAAGAGACUUGUAUAAUGAGCCAGGAAUAACAAGUAUCUAUAAAGAGAUUGCAGAAAAAAUCUGCGAUUGCAAAUAUUUAAGAGAAUUAGAUGCAGCAGAAAAUGUUAUCAAAGAAUUAGUGACCCUCAAAGGUAAUAUAUCAAUGGCUUAUUUGAGUAUUAAUAAUUAUCCACUUGAAUUUUUGGAUUUUGUUAAUUGUGUUAAGCUUACUAAUCUAAAUCUUGAUAGUUAUGGCGACAACAUUGAAAAACUUUAUUUGAAAUGUGAUCAUGUGACAUGA
Molecule: messenger RNA, 489 nt
Organism: Entrophospora candida
Lineage: Eukaryota; Fungi; Glomeromycota; Glomeromycetes; Entrophosporales; Entrophosporaceae
Source: the annotation of a GenBank genome assembly